AUGGCACCGGCAUUUCCGGCGCAUAAAGCUCGCCUGAUUUCGAUGGCUUUCGAAAAGGACUUCCACCCUAAAACUACCGUUAAAAAAGAUCGCGUUUCGUUUACGGAAAACAUUCGCGAAUAUUGUCUAAACACCACCAUUCACGGUCUGAAAUAUGUGGGCACGGUUUCGCUCACGCUGUGGGAACGAAUCUAUUUCUUUCUGACGUUCAUCGUCGUAACAACGUGCGCCAUUUACUUUAUUUCGAACGUGUACUUAAAAUGGCAAUCGUCGCCUAUCAUAAUAGGGCUCAAUCCGAUAGCAACCAAUAUCAAGGACAUUCCGUUUCCGGCCGUUACGAUCUGCAACAUGAAUCAGGUUCGCCGUGAGGCUGCAGACCGCAUCGAGGCACACACUCUGGAACAAACCGUGUUGCAGGCAAUUUGCUCCAUCGACGGUGACAUCAACGUGACCCAGUACGAAGGAAAGUGGUCAGCGGUGAAGCAGCUGCUGCUGAGCGCCACUCAACCUUGCUCCCGUCUGCUAAAAGCCUGUCGGUACGCAAAGCAGGCCGAAAAGUGCACGGAGAUCUUCCAAUCCGUGCUAACCGACGAAGGACUGUGCUGCACGUUCAACACGCUCGAUGCAACGUUCAUGUUUCGUGGCACAGAUGCACUCAACAUAUUCCCACCCGAAGCCGGCCCAGAUGAGGGACGAUUUCACCCAAUACUUUGGACGCCCGAAGGUGGAUUUGCCGAACGCCCGACAAACAGAACGUACCCUCGGGUCAUCCCGGGACCAGGCGUGGCCAUGGGACUAGCUAUGGUGCUGGACGCGAACGUCAGCGACUAUUACUGCUCGUCGACAUCGUCCACCGGGUUUAAAAUCAUCUUUCACAGCCCAAGCGAAACGCCGAAAAUAACCGACUACGCGCAGUACAUUCCCGUUGGGUCAGAGUCCCGAAUCAUUAUUACGCCGAAGAUUAACGAUGCGGCGAGCCAGAUCCGAAAGGUGUCCCAAGAGGUACGGCAGUGCGUUUUCGCCAACGAGGCCAAUUUGUCGUACUACAGCGUGUACUCGCGCAACAAUUGUGAGCUUGAGUGUGAGGCCAAGCUGAUCCUGGAGAACUGCGGCUGCGUGCUGUACUUUCUGCCGAAGCUGUACGAGGACACGAAGAUCUGCAGCCGCGCCAAUGCCCGGUGCUACGAACAGAUCCGCAAUUCGAUCGCAUUCACCGCCAAUACCAGUCUCACCUGUUCCUGUUUGCCCGGUUGUUUCGAGAUCAGUUACGUACCGGAUCUGACGACGGCCGAGUUGCACGUAGGGCAGUUUGGCAUCCGCGAAACGAUGCUCGGCGACGUGAAGGAUGAGAAAUAUGCCAAGGAAAACCUUGCCCUUGUGUACGUGUUCGUGAAAGAUACCUACUUCCGGAGCUUUACCAAGGGCGAAUUGGUUGGAUUCACGGAUUUUUUGUCCAAUGUUGGUGGCCUGCUGGGACUGUUUCUGGGCUUUUCCAUCAUCUCCCUGGUCGAGGUUAUCUACUUUGUGACUCUUCGACCGUACUGUGCCAGACGGCAGCAACGAAGCUUUGGAGUCAAACCGGAGGUGCAGUUUGUUGGCCGAUCGAGUGACAUGGGCUACGAUUUUAGCGGCACCCAGCGAGGAAUCACCAACAGUGGAACGGUAACUGAGCUCACUGCAAAGCUUAAAAACAUAGCUCACUCUCGACUGCGACAGGCCGGUGACUGGAUUCACAGUACGUUUCGCCUCCGAAAGAACCAACACGGAUUGGAGCCACCGAACCGAGCAACAACGAUCUAUCCGUUCUAUGACUGA
Molecule: messenger RNA, 1815 nt
Organism: Anopheles cruzii
Lineage: Eukaryota; Metazoa; Arthropoda; Insecta; Diptera; Culicidae
Gene: ppk12
Product: pickpocket protein 28
Exons: 7
Coding region: 1-1815 (604 amino acids)
Biological process (GO): sodium ion transmembrane transport
Cellular component (GO): membrane
Molecular function (GO): ligand-gated sodium channel activity
Source: RefSeq, a predicted model, not a curated record